Molecule: messenger RNA, 2517 nt
Organism: Phaedon cochleariae (mustard beetle)
Lineage: Eukaryota; Metazoa; Arthropoda; Insecta; Coleoptera; Chrysomelidae
Source: the annotation of a GenBank genome assembly
AAGAUUUGAAAUCGGUUCCUGAAGUAGUAAUUUUUUAAACAACAAAUUGUUGAAUUGUAUAUUUGGACUAAUUUGGACAAAUUUUUUCAAACAUUAUUAUUUUGACAAGCCUUUGCUCCCAUCGACAAAAAUGAUAUUCUCCAUUUGAAUUGAUAAUGUAUUCUGUGCCUUAGGAUUUGGAUGAGAUGGAGAAAGAUGGAAAUGACUGUAGAACCACAAAUUGAGGAUUGAGUAGGUCUCUUAUUAAUAGUUCAAUAAUGAUACAAUGGCCAAAAAAACAGUGAUGGAAGAAAGAAGGUAUAAAAUAUAGUACUUAUUUGGUGGUUGUCAUUUGGAAUAAUAUGUUUAUUGACUAUUGUUACAAGAUUUUAUAAUGUAACAGAACCUGACCAUAUUUGCUGGGAUGAAACUCAUUUUGGGAAAAUGGGCAGCUGGUACAUCAACCGCACAUUUUUCUUUGAUGUCCAUCCACCAUUAGGAAAGAUGCUCAUUGGCCUCUCUGGAUAUCUAACAGGAUAUGAUGGCAAGUUUGCAUUUGAUAAACCUGGUGACAAAUAUGAAAAUACCUCAUACAUUGGAAUGAGAUUGUUCUGUACAACCCUUGGGGCUACAAUAGUGCCAAUGUCUUUUGUAUCAGUUGAAGAGUUGACUUAUAGUAUUACAGCUGCUUCAUUUUCAUCUUUAUUGAUAAUUUUUGAUGUUGGUCUCAUUACUUUGAACCAAUAUAUAUUGUUAGAUCCUCUUCUCUUAUGCUUCAUGAUAGGAUCUUUUAUGGGUGCUGUGAAAGUAUCUUCAAAAAGAAUCCAAGAAUUUUCUGUUCAAUGGUGGGUGUGGUUAACAUUUACUGGUACAAUGUUGUCCUGUUGCAUAUCAGUCAAGUUUGUAGGAUUGUUUGUUGUCUUGCUUGUUGGGCUGAUGACUGUAGCUGACUUGUGGAAUAUUUUGGGAGACUUGAGUAAACCUGUGACACAUACUCUGAAGAAUAUUUUAGCAAGAGGGUUAUGUUUGAUAGUUUUGCCGAUGGUACUGUACAUAAUAUUCUUUUACAUACAUUUGAGGGUAUUAAAUAGGAGUGGAAAUGGAGAUGGUUUCUAUAGUUCCGCUUUUCAAUCUCAACUAAUAGGAAAUAGCCUACACAAUGCAAGUAUGCCUUAUCAAGUGGCCUAUGGAGCGGUGGUUACUAUGAAAAACCAUCGGACCGGUGGAGGAUAUUUACAUUCUCAUUUUCAUCUCUACCCAGAAGGCGUGGGUGCUAGACAACAACAAAUCACAACUUACACUCACAAAGACGAUAAUAACAAAUGGAUUAUCAAAAAAUAUAACUCCGAAACUACUGAUGACGUUGAAAUAAUUCGAAAUGGUGACUUGGUACGUCUAGAGCAUCUUUCUACCAAACGUAAUCUCCACUCACACAAAGAACCGGCUCCCAUAACUAAAAAACAUUACCAAGUUACAGGCUAUGGGGAAAAUGGCACCGGUGAUGCCAAUGAUGUAUGGCGUAUAACAACAAUAGGUGCGAAGGAUGGAACAGAAUUAACCGCAGUCACCAGCAAGUUGAGAUUGAUUCAUUAUUUGCAGUCCUGUAUAUUAACAACAAGUGGAAAACAACUCCCCAAAUGGGGAUAUGAACAGCAGGAGGUUUCUUGUAAUCCAAACCUCAGAGAUCCAAAUGGCGUUUGGAACGUGGAAGAAAACUUUUUCGAAAAACUGCCAAAUGUGAGCUUUGAAGUAUAUGCUCCAAGUUUCUUAGAAAGAUUCAUUGAAUCGCAUGCUGUGAUGAUUCAAGGCAAUGCAGGCCUCAAACCUAAGGAAGGUGAAAUCACUUCUAGACCCUGGCAAUGGCCAAUAAAUUAUAGGGGUCAAUUCUUUUCUGGUUCCCAUCACAGGAUAUACCUACUUGGCAACCCCCUAAUAUGGUGGGGAAAUUUGAUAUUCAUUCUGCUGUUUGUAAUUGUUUUUACUGUGAAUGCCAUAAAGUUGCAAAGGGGAUACAUCAAGUCAUUUACAGGUAGACAUUGUUUUUUUUAGCAACUACCGAUUAUUCAUUACUUUUGAUUACUUUUCAUUCAACAGAUGCUCAUAGGCAGAAAUUGGUCGCAUGUAUGUGGCUGUUUCUAGGAUGGCUUUUGCACUAUGUGCCAUUCUGGGCGAUGGGAAGAGUUCUCUAUUUUCACCAUUAUUUUCCGGCAUUGUUGUUUAGUUCGAUGAUUACAGGUAUACUGAUCGAUUAUCUCUUGGCAGAGAUAACAAACAUGUUGAACGAUCAAAACGGCCGUAUUGUGUAUCAUACGCUUUUUGGGUUGAUUUUGUCAACAAUAAUAUACAGUUUCUACUUAUUUGCCCCAUUGGCAUAUGGUAUGAGCGGACCUUCAGCUAAUGACCAAAAUUCAACAAUGUAUGGACUACGAUGGAUUGAUAGUUGGGAAUUCUGAUAAUAUACUCCUCUAAUUAUUUUUAUUAAUUUUGUUACUGUCAUCAUUAUUGUAUUAUAAUGAAUAUAAAUUAUAUUUUGUCAAU